AUGGAGGACGAAAAGAGUGAGCAAUUGAUAGGAGGGCCGCCGUACCUGUCCCACCUGCUGACGAACCCAGAGAAUCCAGUAGUGUUCAUGGAUAUAUCACUAGGAUCGCAACAUUUAGGAAGGCUGAAAAUAGAGCUGUUUGCAGAUAAGGUGCCGAAAACGUGCGAAAACUUUAGAAAGUUUUGCACAGGCGAACACAGACAGAACAUGGUUCCAGUGGGAUACAAGAACACACGGUUCCUGAAGGUCAUAAAGGACUACAUGGUUCAGGGAGGAGAUUUUGUCAAAGGGGACGGGACGGGGUGCGUGUCAAUCUACGGAUCGAGCUUUGACGAUGAAAACUUCGAAGUGAAGCACGACAAGCUGGGACUGCUGAGUAUGCACAACACAGGCCCGAACACAAACGGAUGCCAGUUCUUCUUCAUCACGAAGCAGUGCGAGUGGCUGGACGGAAAGAACGUGGCCUUCGGAACGCUGAUCGACGACGAGUCGCGCCUGGUUCUGCAGAAGAUGCAAAACGUGUCAGUCGGCGACAAAUACGUGCCGAAGUUGAAUUUGACAGUAUCGGAAUGUGGGCAGCUGUAG
This is a messenger RNA of Theileria orientalis strain Shintoku, 585 nucleotides long. Its product is annotated as peptidyl-prolyl cis-trans isomerase. The record is from RefSeq and is a predicted model, not a curated record. Gene Ontology annotation, cellular component: intracellular membrane-bounded organelle. Bases 1 to 585 code for a protein of 194 amino acids. Lineage: Eukaryota; Apicomplexa; Aconoidasida; Piroplasmida; Theileriidae. Gene Ontology annotation, biological process: protein peptidyl-prolyl isomerization. The transcript is spliced from 3 exons. Gene Ontology annotation, molecular function: peptidyl-prolyl cis-trans isomerase activity.